This is a messenger RNA of Stegodyphus dumicola, 644 nucleotides long. Its product is annotated as mediator of RNA polymerase II transcription subunit 10-like. The record is from RefSeq and is a predicted model, not a curated record. Lineage: Eukaryota; Metazoa; Arthropoda; Arachnida; Araneae; Eresidae.
UAUCUGGAAUUGUUUGGAAAAGUGUGUAGGUUGAAACGUGUGUCGUUCCGCGUCUAAUUUUGGAAUUGUGUUGCUAAUCGUUGUAUGUGAGUUAUAUUGUUGUUGGAAAUUAUUCAAGAAAUGUCUUCUCAAUUAGAAAAUUUAGAGAGUUAUUUAGAAUUAUUUAUAGAAAAUGUACGUCAAUUAGGUAUAAUAGUUAGCGAUUUUCAACCACAAGGUCAGACUAUAUUGAAUCAAAAAAUUGCUCAGAUGGUAACUUAUAUGCAAGAAAUUGACAAAUGUAAGAAUCAAGUUCAAGAUAUUCAAGUGCCUCUUGAAGUAUUUGAGUACAUUGAUCAGGGUAGGAAUCCACAGUUAUAUACGAAAGAUUGUAUGGAGAAAGCUCUGAAUAAAAAUGAAGUUGUCAAGGGAAAGAUUGAUUCUUAUCGUCGCUUCAAAAGCUUGCUUUUAGUGGAGCUCAGUAAAGUGUUUCCCAACGAAAUGGCACAGUAUCGUGCCAUUAGACGUGAUGAUCGCCCAUCUUGAAAAUUGAAACUGUUGAUUGUACUCUCUUGCUAUUAUGUAAAUAUAUGCUCUGUAUCGAGCUAUGUAAUGAAUUUGUAUAUUAUUUAAAAUAAAUAUUUGGGAUUUUGUAAACAUUUAAA